Molecule: messenger RNA, 3041 nt
Organism: Mangifera indica (mango)
Lineage: Eukaryota; Viridiplantae; Streptophyta; Magnoliopsida; Sapindales; Anacardiaceae
Product: phosphatidylinositol 4-phosphate 5-kinase 9-like
Exons: 9
Coding region: 337-2805 (822 amino acids)
Biological process (GO): phosphatidylinositol metabolic process
Molecular function (GO): 1-phosphatidylinositol-4-phosphate 5-kinase activity; ATP binding
Source: RefSeq, a predicted model, not a curated record
UCAGCCUCCUCCUACCUUGUGUUUAUGUUUUGGCUAAAUGGCAGUAAGCUCUACGUCUACAUUGCUUUGGAUUCGAUCCAAAUAUCUACGACUUAAUAAAAGUAAAAUCUUCCUUUAAGCAUAGUCAGCUCAGCUUUUCUUAACAACCACAAAACUACCUCUCUCUCCACCCUCACUUUUCGAUUCUCUUUCCUCCCUUUCCGGCAUUAAAAGAUCAAAGGACAAGGAUUUUCUAGGCAUCAUCAGGUUUCAUUGUAAGCUGUUUCUAUGACAUCUCUACUUGUCAUAUAUUGAGACAUUAUCUUCAAAGGAAUUGUGACCUUUUGGGCAUUGUGCAUGUCUGGCCCUGUGGCCCUUGCUGGUAAUGCCGAAGGAGCACUUACUUGUGCAGACAGAACAAAGUCUCUUGAAGCCAUCUCUGACAAAGAGCAUAUAAAUAGAUUGGCCAAUGGUGAAGCUGUCCAUACAACUGAAAACAGUGGUAUUAGAGCCGGGGAGCUCUUACUUACCAAUGGGGAAUCCUAUUCUGGGUCAUUACUGAGCAAUGUACCUGAAGGUCCAGGGAAAUAUGUUUGGCAAGAUGGUUGUAUAUAUGAGGGCGAAUGGCAACGUGGGAUGAGACAUGGAAAUGGAAAAAUUCUGUGGCCUUCUGGAGCUAUUUAUGAGGGUGAAUUUUCAGGUGGUUAUAUUCAUGGCAGAGGAACUUAUACUGGCCCUGGUGGUUUGACCUUUAAGGGAAGAUGGAAGUUGAAUCUCAAACAUGGGUUGGGGUGUCAAGUCUACCCAAAUGGAGAUGUCUUUGAAGGCUUUUGGAUCCAGGGAACACCUGAAGGGCAUGGUAUGUAUGCCUGGGCUAAUGGCAACAUUUAUUUGGGAAAUAUGAAAGGAGGGAAAAUGUCAGGGAAAGGAACGCUUACCUGGAGAAAUGGAGACUCAUUUGAAGGAAGCUGGUUAAAUGGUAUGAUGCAUGGAUUUGGAGUAUAUACAUGGAGUGAUGGUGGUAGCUAUGUUGGAACUUGGUCACGAGGUUUAAAAGAUGGGAAAGGAUCUUUUUAUCCCAAAGGCAGCUGGGGUUCAGCUUCACAAGAACUGUACCUCAGUGCUCUGAGAAAAAGAGGGCUAUUGCCAGAUUUGAGAAAGCAAAUGCAUGCAAAUGCUCAUCAUACUUCUUCAGUGGAUAUGGCAAAUGCCAAGAUUGGUGGGCACAGAGGAUCUCGUCGAAUUUCAGCUGAUAAUCUCUCCAAGGGGAAUUUAAUAAAUUUGGAGCAGGCUCGUAGCAGAAAUGUUUCCCUGGAAAGGCGUUGGAGCCUUGAGGUAUCUAUUGAAAAGGUGAUUGGACAUGAUUCAUCAUUAGACUUGUCUGAAUCUUUCUCAGAAGGCUUGGAGAAAGAGAGUGAUACCAAUGUACCACCAAUUUUGGAACGUGAAUAUAUGCAAGGUGUUUUGAUCAGUGAACUUGUUUUAAAUAACAGUUUUUCAGAAUCCUCUAGAAGAGAGAAACGACGACAAAAAAAACUAGUGAAAGAAGUGAAGAGACCUGGUGAGGCAAUCAUUAAAGGUCACAGGAGUUAUGAUUUAAUGCUCAGUUUACAGCUUGGAAUCAGAUAUACUGUGGGGAAAAUAACACCUGUACAAAGGCGAGAAGUUCGAGCAUCAGACUUUGGUCCUCGGGCAAGUUUUUGGAUGAUUUUUCCAAAACAAGGGUCUCAACUAACACCGCCUCAUCAAUCAGAAGAUUUCAAGUGGAAAGACUAUUGCCCAAUGGUUUUUAGGAAUUUAAGGGAGAUGUUCAAAAUUAAUGCAGCUGACUACAUGAUGUCCAUUUGUGGAAAUGAUGCUCUCAGGGAACUUUCUUCUCCUGGGAAAAGUGGUAGUGUCUUUUUCCUUUCCCAAGAUGAUCGUUUCAUGAUUAAGACACUCCGGAAAUCUGAAGUGAAGGUUCUUCUAAGAAUGCUUCCGACCUAUCAUCAUCAUGUGAGGUCAUAUGAAAAUACACUCAUAACAAAAUUUUUUGGUCUUCACAGGAUCAAACCUUCAAGUGGUCAAAAGUUUCGCUUUGUAGUGAUGGGAAAUAUGUUCUGCACAGAACUAAGGAUUCAUCGGAGAUUUGAUUUGAAGGGCUCAUCAUUGGGGCGCUCAACAGACAACAUUGAAAUUGAUGAGAACACAACACUAAAGGAUUUGGAUCUAAACUACAGCUUUUAUCUGGAACCUUCUUGGAGAGAGGCUUUAUUAAAGCAGAUAGAAACUGACAGCAAAUUUUUGGAAGCUCAACACAUUAUGGAUUACAGCCUUUUGCUGGGUGUGCAUUGUCGAGCUCCCCAGCACUUGCGCUCUCUCAUGAACAUGCAAGCAGAUGGAUUGGGAAUUGUUGCAGAGGAAGAGGAUGAAAUUUCCAACUACCCAGAUGGCCUUGUUUUGGUCCCCCGUGGAACAGAUGAUAGUAGCAUUGUUGUGGGCCCUCACAUCAGAGGUAGCCGGUUGCGAGCAUCAUCUGCUGGUUAUGAGGAGGUGGAUCUCCUUCUCCCUGGUACAGCAAGACUGCAGAUUCAGCUUGGUGUGAACAUGCCGUCAAGGGCAGAGCUAAUUCCUGGGAAGCAGGAAGAUCUAUUUCAUCAGUCAUAUGAUGUUGUUCUGUACCUGGGUAUCAUUGAUAUCUUGCAAGAUUACAACAUGUCUAAGAAGAUUGAACAUGCAUACAAAUCUCUUCAAUUUGAUUCUGUAUCCAUCUCUGCUGUAGACCCUAUGUUCUACUCACAGCGGUUCUUAGAAUUUAUCAAGAAAGUCUUCCCCAUUACAAGUUAAAAAGUUUUAGAUAUUGCCUCCUCUUUCAGUUCACCUUUAUGCCAGGCCACAUCCCAUGAAUGCCUAUUGUAGAAUUAUUGUUAAAGGCACAACUAUUAUAUGGGGGUUGUACGUAUUGUGUAGUAAUCGACCUGUAGGAGUGUAAUGGAGUGGUGAGUUUGACGGUAAGAGAAUUUGCGUUGUAUGACCAAGAAUUAUUCCAUUUUGUGACUAAUGGAGCACUUGCAAAUUUCCUA